GAUUCUUCACUUAAUAAAUAUUAAUAAAACAAAAAAAUUUUACUAAAUAUACCUCCACAAAUCCUCAUUCUCUUAUAUCGUCCGUCGUUAAACUGCUGUUUAUUGCUUUCAAAAUUAAAAAAAAAAUACUACAAUACAAUACACAAAUUAUAUUACACAACCAAUAGAACAAAGAUUCAAAAAUAUGAACUAAACAUCCCAAAUGAGAAAAGAAAAACACUUCGUUCCAAAAAUAAAUAAAAAAAUGUUUCGACAUACUUAUUCAUUUAACCAAAAAUAUUGCAUGCGCAAAGCAGAGAGCCCAGACCCAAAAAACCCAAAAAAAAAACAUUUUAAACAUAAAAACACCCACACUUUUAUUAAUACAAAGAUAACCAAUUAUUAAUUAUAUCUUAUAUAUAUAUUAUAUCUUACAUACCCAUUAACUUUUUAAUAACAAGCAUGAUUUAGUCCCCGAAUAACUGGUAAGGUGUAUCUAGUAACCUAGUGAAUGUGAGAACUCAAAAUUUCGUAACUUAUUUGGCAUAUCGAUAGAUAUUGGAGAAUAUAAUGAAAAAGAUCGAAUUGUUUUGGGAGAUUUCUGUGUAGCUUGUGGGCGUUAGAUUGGGCAUGCAGAAAGUUUUUGACUAAUCGAUAGAAAUUUACAAAACAUACAAAAAUAUAAAAAAAUAUUAAAACAUUUUUCAAAAGUGUGGGCGUGGGAAAGAGUUGUUUUACAUAUCGAGAGAAUAUUACAAGUUUAACAAAAAAAUGAAAAUAUAUAAUCUAGAAUGUUGAGAUUAAGCAUGCUACCAUCAACAUUUGGAACAUUUGGAAACUAACUUCCCCCUGCCGUUUACAUACUUUUCAACGAAUCUAGUACUCUAGUACCCUUUUACUCUACGAGUAACGGCAAUAAAUAAUAAUUAUUAUUUUUAUAUAUUUUUACUGCAAAGCAACUUUUUUCUAAAUUCUUAUAUAUAUAUGUCAUCAUCAUUAUUAGUCUUAUUUUUAUUUUCUAUGUUCCAUCUCUCAUAAAUAAAAUUCGUAUCGAGCUGUUCUUGUCUUCGUUUCUUUUUGAUCGCUGUUCGCUGUGUUCCGUUAUGCGAGUUUAACGGAUUUUGCUCUGUUCUACAUAGCCUCGGUUCGACGAUGCGUUAGAGUGAGACAAAUGCUUGUCCUGUGGUGGGUUCGGACCAGCAUGUAUCAAGCGAGAUAGAGCGAUGUUGAAAUGUACACGGGUCACUUAUGUUUGAAAACUCUGAGAAAGGAGACGCGUGAAUAUGUCGCAACCGAGGAAGUGUACGACUCGCGGGCGGAGCGCGGCAACAGAGGACCCCGAAACAGUUAACUUCCCGACAUCAGAAGUGGGAUCGCCUCAGCCCCAAGCCAUCACUGAUGAUCGCCUGUCCACAAUUUUAGAAAUGCAGCAUCGUAAUCUAUUGGAAAUUGUAAAUGCCGUGAGGGGCUCGCAGACUACACAAGUAGUUGUACUACCCAAGUUCAACCCUGAGUCCGCCGGGUCAAGUGCAGCCACUUGGUGCUCUACAGUGGACCUUAUUGUAGGAGAAAAUCCUCUGGAUGGCAGUGCUUUGCUCAUGGCCUUAACCAAAUCAUUGGAGGGCAGUGCUUCUAAUUGGCUGUCACAAAUUUGUUUCGCCGGAAUGACUUGGAGCCAAUUUCAAGAAAUGUUCCUUCAGCAGUAUGAAGGCAAUGAGACGCCAGCAGCAACAGUCUUUAAUGUAUUAAACGGGCGGCCAAACGACGGCGAAUGUCUUGCGCUGUAUGGUAGCCGAUUAAUAACAACACUUAUGGCAAAAUGGAAGUCUAUGACCGCAGAAGAAAUUGCAGUGUCUGUUGCCCUGGCACAUGCUGCAAAUAUAGAUGGUAGGCUGCAACGCACUGUGUUCACAACUACUGUCAAAACACGCAACGAGUUGCAGAACGAGCUAAGAGCGUUUUCGUAUGGCAAGAGGAAGGACCAUCCCGUUCCAGAAAAUUCUACCAGCAAAAGAGCUCGCCUACACCCAAAUGUUAAGUGCCACUUUUGUGGAAAAAUUGGCCACAAGAUAGCUGACUGCCGCUCCAUGAAAAACAACUUAAAGAAUCAAAAAGGAUCUAGUUCGAGUAUUGGGCGCUUAUCUGACUCUAAACCUGGGUCAAUUACUUGCUAUAGAUGUGGAAACCAGGGGCAUAUAGCGUCAGCUUGCCCUGCAAGACAAUCGUUGUCAAACCAAACUAAAGCCGACGAGAAGCGUGUCAACGUGUGUCACGUAGUCGAGCCAAUUGGAACAUUGAUAUCAUCUGGUGAGUCGUAUCCAUUUUAUUUCGACUCUGGAGCCGAAUGCUCACUUGUAAGAGAAUCUGUGUCCACCCAACUCUCGGGCACACGAAUUAACAACAUUGUAGUUUUAAAGGGUAUCGGAAAUAAUACUGUUACCAGUACAUUACAAAUUUUGUCAAACGUAACAAUAAGUGGUUACUGUCUCGAAGUGCUUUUUCACGUAAUUCUUAAUGAUUGCAUUAAUUAUAAUAUUAUAAUUGGACGCGAAAUUUUAAGUCAGGGAUUUAGUGCUACUAUAACAAUAGAUAAAAUAGAGUUAUGUAAAACAAGGUCUGUGCAAACCCUAUCUGCUUUGAGUAGUAGUUUUAGUCUUGAAAAUGUUAAUACCGAAUUGUGUGGCGAGGAUAGGAAAAUCUUGGUAAAUCUUUUGAAUGAAUUCUGUGACUCAUUUAUAGACGGUUUUCCCAAAAAUCGUGUUACAACUGGCGAAUUAGAAGUACGCUUAAUUGAUCCAAUAAAAACUGUACACAGACGACCGUACCGACUUAGUAUAGAGGAAAAACAAAUUGUCCGAAACAAGGUUAAUGAGCUGCUGUUAGCUAACAUCAUCCGUCCUAGCAGCUCACCGUUCGCCAGUCCAGUUUUACUCGUUAAAAAGAAAAAUGGUUCUGAUCGUCUUUGCGUGGAUUACCGCGAACUAAAUACAAACACAGUUGCAGAGAAAUAUCCCUUACCACUAAUUAGUGACCAAAUAUCUAGGUUGCGUGGAGCAAGUUUCUUUAGUUGCUUGGAUAUGGCCAGCGGGUUUCAUCAGAUACCUAUUCACGCAAAUUCAAUUGAGCGCACGGCUUUUGUGACACCUGACGGCCAAUUCGAAUUUCUAACUAUGCCCUUCGGGUUAAAGAAUGCCCCAUCCGUGUUCCAGCGUGCAGUUAUGAAAGCUUUGGGUGAGCUUGCCCACUUAUCGUUAUCGUUUAUAUGGACGAUAUAAUGAUUAUCGCAGAAACAAAAGAAGAAGCUUUUGUAAGGUUAAGGACAGUUUUGAAAAUAUUAUCGCAGGCUG
Drosophila sechellia is the source of this 3326-nucleotide messenger RNA. RefSeq lists its product as uncharacterized. Bases 1263 to 3254 code for a protein of 663 amino acids. Lineage: Eukaryota; Metazoa; Arthropoda; Insecta; Diptera; Drosophilidae. The record is from RefSeq and is a predicted model, not a curated record. The transcript has a single exon. Gene Ontology annotation, molecular function: nucleic acid binding; zinc ion binding.